GCAUCUGAAAACUCCAGGGGACUGAGUGUAGACAGAGCAACUUUCCUAUAACAAACGUUCGAACCUGCCGCAGUGGCUGUUCCUCCCAUCCCCCUAGGAGGCACCAAGGCCGGAGGAAGAACUGGUGGACGAUAAGCAGGUAUAGGGGGCCAGGAAACAGGACAGGUGUGACGAUACCCAGCUGCAAGAGGCACUCAUCAGCAAAUUCACUUCUUGCUCAUCCUAUGACAUUUCUGUUGGGAAGAAGGAACCAGUGUCCCUGUGAUCUUGGUAGGAAUUUUCUGUGACUGCCCACUCACCCGGCAGCUAUCACCCUGAGCUGCCAGGAGCCUGGAGAAGAUGAAGGUGUCCGUGGUUCUCACCCUCAUUGGCUACCUGGUGGUUCCAAGUGGCGCUGCUGUUUUGGGGCGCUGUGUGGUGGCUAAGAAGCUCCACGAAGGAGGCCUGAGUAAUUUUGAGGGCUACAGCCUUGAAAACUGGGUGUGCCUGGCUUACUUUGAGAGCAAGUUCAACCCCGAGGCUAUCUAUGAGAACACGCGUGGGGGCUACACCGGCUUCGGCCUCUUUCAGAUCCGCGACAAUGACUGGUGCGACAGAGGCAAGAACCUCUGCCACGAGUAUUGCUCUGCUUUACUGAAUCCGAAUUUAAAGAAGACAAUUGAAUGUGUCAAGAAAAUUGUAAAAGAAAAAGAAGGGAUGGGAGCAUGGCACUCCUGGUCCCUGAACUGUCAGAACUCGGACACUCUGGCGCGGUGGUUGGACGGAUGCAAGGUGUAGCCGCCGGGGCGGCCCUCCCACACGCACCAGUUGCAUCUUCUGGAUGAAGAUGCUUUUCUGUUUGUUCAACCUUGUUGAUUAUCUCACUGCUUGACAGCUCCAGAUGGAAAAGGACCAAAGUUGGCUUCAUCCAGGGAUGCAGGAUACAGAAUAAACCAGCUAGUUAUUCAACC
Messenger RNA from Ceratotherium simum simum (southern white rhinoceros), 950 nucleotides. RefSeq names its product lysozyme like 4 (gene LYZL4). Gene Ontology annotation, biological process: fusion of sperm to egg plasma membrane involved in single fertilization. The record is from RefSeq and is a predicted model, not a curated record. Lineage: Eukaryota; Metazoa; Chordata; Mammalia; Perissodactyla; Rhinocerotidae. Gene Ontology annotation, cellular component: acrosomal vesicle; sperm flagellum. Gene Ontology annotation, molecular function: lysozyme activity.